Plasmodium relictum is the source of this 2175-nucleotide messenger RNA. RefSeq names its product conserved Plasmodium protein, unknown function. Gene Ontology annotation, cellular component: cytoplasm; nucleus; GID complex. Bases 1 to 2175 code for a protein of 724 amino acids. Gene Ontology annotation, biological process: proteasome-mediated ubiquitin-dependent protein catabolic process. The record is from RefSeq and is a predicted model, not a curated record. NCBI's taxonomy places the organism in Eukaryota, Apicomplexa, Aconoidasida, Haemosporida, Plasmodiidae. The transcript has a single exon. Gene Ontology annotation, molecular function: ubiquitin protein ligase activity; protein binding.
AUGGAAAAGGAGAAUAGACCAUUCAAUGAAGACAAAGAAAGAACAGAAAAUACUUCUAAUGAGAAAAAUGAGAAUUUAACUUCUAAAGAAAAAAAAGGAAAUGAUAAUAAGAAAAACAGUAAGAAUUCUCAUAAAUUAGUAAACGAAUCUAAUACUGAAAAAGAAAAAGAUAUAGAGUUAAAAAAAAAAUAUAUAAAUAAUAAUGAUUUAAAAUCUGGUGAAAUUAAAUGUAUUACUUUUUCUUAUACUAUAGAUAAUAAAAGCGAAAGUAAAAACAAAGAAGCAAAUAUGAAUGAAAUUUAUAAAUUAAAUUUUAAAAACAAUGAGGACAAUGAUGAAGAAUGUAAAAAAAGUAAGACACUAGAAAUUUUAGAAGAAAGCUUAGAAAAACAAAUUAAAACUGCUGAAGAAAAUGCUAAGACUAUUUUUUUUAUGGAAAGUAAAAUUAAUGAAUAUUUAAAUAAAGAAAAAGAUCUUUCUAUUUAUAAAAAUACCUUACAAGAGGAAGAUAAUGAUAAAAAAAAUAAAGAAGGUAAAGAAAAAACUCUAGUUAAAAAAUAUGAAGAAAAAACAAAUUUAGAUAAUCAAAAAGAAAGCUCUGGCAUCUUAAUAAAUGAAGGAAAUAUAAAUACAGUAAUAAUAAAAGAAGAUAAUAAUUAUAAAAGUAAUAAAAAUGAAAGAGGGGAGACUGCAUAUGAGAAAAAUAUAAUUGAUGAAUUAUUUUAUGAUAACUAUUAUGAACAAAAUGAUGAUGUAGACGUUUGGAGAAAUUUAAAUUAUGCAUUUGUUGAAGAUAUAAAAAUACUAAAUAUAUAUGAAGAUAAAAAUGAAAUAAGUAAGUUUAAUGAAGAAAAAGAAACAGAAACUAAAAUUAAAAAAAAAAAAAUGAGAAAACAUUUAUUGAAGUCUAUUGAAGGAGAAGAAGAAAAUGAGUUAGAGAAAAAUAUAAAAUAUGAAAAGGAAAAAGAAAAAGAUAAAACAGAAGAUUUUGAAAAUAAGAAAAAUGAAGAUGAUAAAGAUAACGAAGCAAAAAAGUUGUCUUUAAAUGCUAUUGAUAAAUCUUUUAUACAAGUACCUUUAAAAUGUAUAUUAAAUACAUUCAGAAAUAUACAAAAGGAAUUAGAAAAAAAUAUUAUGAUAAUAACUUUAUUUAUUGAAAAAAAAUUAACAAAUUUAAGUGAUGAUAUAUGUGUAGAUAAAUUAAAUACUAUAAUAGAAAAAUUACAAGUUUUAAAAAAUAAAGUUAAUGAAUCCAAGGUAUUACUAAAUAAAUACAUUAAAAGAUUAGUGAAUAGACUUAAAUAUAUUUAUUUUGAGGCAGAUAUUCAACUAGAAAAUUUGAAACAUGAUUUUCGAUUUGAAACCUAUGAAAAUAGAAUAAAUUGGUUAAUAGAUGAAUAUUUAUCAAGAUAUGGAUAUUUUGAUACAGAAGAAGUAUUUUGUAAAAGAUAUAAAUUAGAAAAUUAUUCAGAUGCUGAUAUAUAUAAAGAAUAUUUAGAAAUAAUAAAUGAAUUAAAAAAUCAUAAUACGAAACCAGCAUUAGAAUGGUGCCAAAAAUAUAAAUCACAAUUAAAAAAAAUUGAUUCUAAUAUAGAAUCAGAGUUGCAUUUGCAACAUGUUAUCAAUUUAAUAUUUGAAAAAAAGUUUUUUGAGGCUGUUGAAUAUAUUAAAAAAUUUGUAUCCCAGUCAGAAAGUUGUAUCUCAUCUGAUAUAAGAUAUAUCAUUACACAUAUAGGUUUAAACAGUAGUACAUUAUCAUUAAAAUUAUUUAACGAAAAAAGAUGGAAAAAGGUAAUAAAGUUAUUUAAAAAAGUAUAUUCAGAAAUAUCAGGAGUAUUAAAUAAACCAUUGCUUGAAUUAUUAUUAAAAGCAGGUAUUUCAGUAAUAAAGACAGAUCAAUGCGGAAAAAAAAAAUCAACGAAAUGCCCAACUUGUAUGGAUGAAUUAAAAAAUACUAUCAAUCAUUUGCCUAAUAUACAAAAAACAAGAAGUUUUUUAGUUUGCCCAUUUACAAAUGAGGUGAUGGAUGAAAAAAAUCCUCCUUUUACUACACCAGAUGGGCAUGUCUUUUCAGAAAAAGCUAUUUCAUUAUUUCGUAAAUCAGAUGAUAUUUUCGUAUGCCCUGUAACAGAAGAAGCAUAUCGUAUUGAAGAAUUGUCAAGAUUAUUUAUAUGA